ACAAGUGCAUAAAAAAGUCAAUUUACGAAGUAUCAUCCAAAUAGAUAGUAGGCUGGUGAAAUAAGUUAAAAUUAAAGAACAAAGUUUCAAAGAAAUUAAAAUAACUAAGUUUCAUUUCAAUCAAAAUUUAUUUAGAAUUUGUUUCAAAUUUGCAGCUGUGAAAUAAAAACAGGCAGCAACAUUACUUUCUAAUCUACAAGUAAUUUUUACGACUCUCGACAAAAGAUGGCUACAUCAAUUGAGGAUAGAUUCAAACAGUUCACGGAGGGUUUAUCCCAGAAAUAUGAACCUUUUGUUCGUCAACAUUUGGCCAAGGUCUACGGCGUUCUUGGUAUUACAACUUUAUUUACAGCUCUUGGUGUUUUGCUACAGAUGAAGUCUUUGAUUGAUUUGGGAGUGGUGUCCGCUUUGGGAUCACUUGGUCUUGUUUUGGGACUUCACUUCUACCAGGAUAAUGGUAAAAACUACAAUACACGUUUGGCAAUGCUUUUAGGAUUUGGUUUUUGCUCUGGUCAGUCCAUGGGACCCUUAAUUGGUUAUGUCAUACAAAUAAAUCCAGCAAUUUUGUUUACCGCAUUUGUUGGCACUUUCAUUAUAUUUGUAUCACUGUCAUUAGCUGCUUUAUUAGCUGAACGUGGCAAAUAUUUGUUCCUUGGCGGAUUAUUGGUUAGUGUGCUCAAUACCAUGGCUGUACUGAGUCUAUUUAAUAUGUUUUUCCGCUCUUACUUUGUGCAAUUGGGUCAAUUAUAUAUUGGAGUUUUCGUUAUGGCAGCUUUUAUCCUCUUCGAUACUCAAAGUAUAAUUGAAAAAUGUCGUCGUGGUAACGUCGAUGUUGUACAACAUUCCCUCGAUUUGUUCUUUGAUGUAUUAAGUUUGUUCCGUCGCAUACUUAUAAUCUUGACACAAAAGGAGGAACGUAAAAAUCGCCGCCGUAAAGAUAACUAAACAAAUUAAUAUUUGCAACUAUACGGCUAGAAAUAUACAACCAUAACCUGAAAGGAUGUCUUUAAGCCGUACAAAAAUGCAUUGCUCUAUUUCAAAAAAAUUUUUUUGAUUAUUCACUAAGUUUAUAUUGAUAUUUUUAUGAUUUAUAUAUGUAAAUACUAUAUUUGAUUGAUAGUCAUUAGAAAUUUAAAAUAUUUUGGCAAAGGUGUAAGAAUGUUCAAAAUAAUUUAAUUCAUUACCAAAAUUUAUAAAAUAUUUCUAAUCAAGAAAGCAAUUCACAAACGAUUCAGUUAAUAAAUUCAAAAUACAUUAAUA
Messenger RNA from Teleopsis dalmanni, 1260 nucleotides. RefSeq names its product bax inhibitor 1 (gene BI-1). NCBI's taxonomy places the organism in Eukaryota, Metazoa, Arthropoda, Insecta, Diptera, Diopsidae. Gene Ontology annotation, cellular component: mitochondrial membrane. The transcript is spliced from 4 exons. Gene Ontology annotation, biological process: negative regulation of apoptotic signaling pathway; cellular response to unfolded protein; negative regulation of endoribonuclease activity. The record is from RefSeq and is a predicted model, not a curated record. Bases 226 to 945 code for a protein of 239 amino acids. Gene Ontology annotation, molecular function: enzyme binding.